Molecule: messenger RNA, 3687 nt
Organism: Manis javanica (Malayan pangolin)
Lineage: Eukaryota; Metazoa; Chordata; Mammalia; Pholidota; Manidae
Gene: THAP5
Product: THAP domain containing 5
Cellular component (GO): nucleus
Source: RefSeq, a predicted model, not a curated record
GGAAGUGAGUCGAUGGUGGCGAAGUCUUCCGGUUCGGGCCAUGCCGGCGCAGGCGCGGUGGCUCUGGCGGCCUGUACCUGCGGUCCCACCUCAGCGAGGAAGGUCGUCUUUGCCUUUCGCCUGCCCGGCUCUGAGGUGGCUUCCCCUGAACGAUGCCCCGCUAUUGCGCAGCAAUUUGCUGUAAGAACCGCCGAGGACGAAACAAUAAAGAUCGGAAGCUGAGUUUUUACCCGUUUCCUCUACAUGACAAAGAAAGACUUGAAAAAUGGUUAAAGAAUAUGAAACGAGAUUCAUGGGUUCCCAGUAAAUACCAGUUCCUGUGUAGUGACCAUUUUACUCCUGACUCUCUUGACAUCAGAUGGGGUAUUCGAUAUUUGAAACAGACUGCAAUUCCAACAAUAUUUUCAUUGCCUGAAGACAAUCAGGAAAAAGACCUUUCCAAAAAAAACUCUCAGAAGAAAAAAUUAGAUGUUGAGAAAAAAGUGUGUCUAAAAGCCAAGUCAGAAGAAUCAUUUUCAUCAAAUGAGCCAAAGAAAAAUACACCUAACACAGAAGUCCUCCCUGAGAAUACAGAAUUACUUGAUUCAUCUGCCUUGGUGAGGCCGCCAGUUCCAAAAAUAGGAAAUAUACAAAAUAACAUAAUAACUCUUAAUCUAAUUAAACAAGAUAUUGGAAAACUAGAAUCUGCCUUGGAAACAUCAGUUAACCAAGACAUAAGUAUAAGUGGUUUUCAUGCAUCUUUUGAUAAUCUAAAUUCUACAACUAUUACUUUGACAACUUCCAAUUCAGAAGGUAUUCAUCAGUCUUUGGAAACCCAAGAAGUGCUUGAAAUAACUACCAAUCAUCUUGCUAAUCCAAACUUUACAAACAAUUCCAUGGAAAUUAAAUCACAGGAAAAUCCAUUCUUACUGAGCACAAUUACUCAAACAGUUGAAGAAUUAAAUACAAAUAAAGAGUCUGUUAUUGCCAUAUUCGUACCCACAGAAAAUUCAAAACCUACAAUUAAUUCUUCAAAGCCUGCACAAAAAGAAACCAUGGGAAUGGAAGACAUGGAUGUUGAAGAUUCCUUAUAUAAGGAUGUAGAUUAUGAGACAGAAGUUUUACAAAUUGAACAUUCUUACUGCAGACAAGAUAUCAAUAGGGAACAUCUUUGGCAGAAAGUCUCUAAACUACAUUCAAAGAUAACUCUUCUUGAGCUACAAGAGCAACAAACUCUAGGAAGAUUGAAGUCUUUGGAAGCUCUUAUAAGGCAGAUAAAACAGGAAAAUUGGCUAUCUGAAGAAAAUGUCAAGAUUAUAGAAAACCAUUUCACAACAUAUGAAGUUACUAUGAUAUAAAGUAAGGAGCUUUUAAAGCAAUGACUAUAUAAGCUUUCAUCAGCCAAAACAAAUUAUAUGUAAUGUGAACUUUCUCCCGUUAUGAAGUUCUCAUUUUAACGAAGCUAAGAAAAUAUUCUAAUGUUAUGAACUGCAUUCUGUUCUUGUAAUGCUCAUUUUUGAAGAAAACUUAGAGUUGUUGGGCUAUAGAGAAAAAAGUUUCAUUACUUGGUAAUUUUCCAAAUUAAAGUUAAAAUAUAGUAAAUAAAUAAUAUUAAGUCAUAAAGUGAGAGAUGCUUUUUACAGAUAUGGUAAAAAGAACCCAGAAUAGAAGUUAAGCUCAGUUAUCAGUCCCAGUUACCAUUGGCAAAUGACUUGGGUAAAUUACUUACCAUGAUGGAGCUUCAAUCUUUAAUCAAAAUAAGGGCAAUUACUACAUCUGUAAUGUAAUUUGUUUCUUUAUAGUUCCUUCCCUUUCUAGUUAUUUUAGUAGAACAACUUUUCUAUAAGGUAAUCUAUACUUAUGUAAUAUUAGAUGUUGGCUAGAAUUUGGUAUUAUUAGCUAUUGGGAUACCCUCAGUAUUAAAUUGUUGUUUGACCUGUUGGCUGUAGUUAAUCUGUAAUAAAAGAAAAUACUUUUAUAAUUUUAUUACAGUUUUAACUAAAAUAAGGAGCCACCCAUUAGCCCAAUUCUUAGGAGAGUACUUUAAACUCAGUACUUUAUAUGUGGCAGAUGAUCACAAUGCAGUCAUUUAAGCCUAACAUCCUGUAUUUAAGGUUAUAAUUUAUAAACCAAAAAUUUUAAUGAGGUUUAUUUUUAAAAAUAUAUACUGUUAUAUUUUAGAAAUCAUGUUUGUGUCUGUUUAAUAUGUAUAGUCUUUUAAAAUGUGUGCUUGUGUCAUUUUUAAAUUCCAGAAUGAUAUGUAAUACUUAAUACUAUGUAUUCCCACUUAAACAUAUAUUAGGUUCAUAAGCAAGAAGUUACAGAUAUGUGGUGAUGACUUUAGGAACACUAGUAGGAAAGAGAAGUCAUGGUCAUGUAAAUAAAAAUACUGCUUAUAUUCAUACAGAGUUAAGAAAAGCACAAAAGUGAAGACAGUGGUGACAACAGAAAUGUGAAAAAUAGAUCAUCCCUUAAAAUUGGUAGUUAAUUAAAUAUGUUGUUUACAUUGUUGAGCAAGUUUAUGUCACUCUGAUUAUUAGUUUUCUCAUCUCAUCUAGAAAAUAAUGUUACCUAUUUUGAAGGAUGAUUUUGAGAAUUCCAUAAAGUAACAAAACAUGUUUUUGGUCCUGUAAAAUAGGAGGUGCUCAAUAAAUAGUUGACUGCACAGCAAAUAAUAUACUAAUUGUUUUGUAAAUGCACGGUGAUUAUUUUUGGCCAUGUUUCACUUAGUGUCUUCAGGCUAAUAAAAUUAAUUGGUGUUAUAUGAAAAUGCGUCAGCUAUUUAUAAAAUGUUGAUUAGAGGUGUCCUUAUUUUGAGCAUGGGUGGAAAAACUUAAAAUCUUAAAUUAUGUGCAGAUAGUUGAUAGAGUUAACAUAAUGUACUUUUUUUAAAAGAAAUAAUAUAGAUGAAACCUUUAUAAGUCAUAAAAUAUUCCAACUCAGUAUUUAACUAUAUAUAUUUAAUUUUCUAGUUGUUUAAAGUUACAGUUUACUCAGGAAUAAUUUAGACUAGUUGUAUUUCUUUAAACUUAAUAAAUUAUAAAUAUUUAAGAUAUUUACUUGGCUUGUUUAUAUUCAGUUGAGAAUUUUCCCAACCAGUUAACCUCUGAAUAUAUAUUUGGGGUUUCUGGCCAACUUAAUUUCUUACCUGGAUUAUUAUAGGAGCCUCUUAGCUAAUCUCCUCUACAGUAUUUUCAACCCCCUACUUCCAUAUCCUGGACUGUGCUGUCAGCUUUUUACCUAACCUAUAGAUCUAAUCUAUAUCUAAUCUACAAACAACUUUAUUUUCCUAGUUUAGUAAUCUGUAAUUUCUAGCACCUACAAAAUAAAGCCAAAGUUACCAUGAUACAUGUGAUCCUAUUACUCUCUUUAUCCUGUGUUCUAGCCACACAAGACUUACAGUGUUUCUCAGACAUGCUAAAUCAGGUGUUUGUUUUCAUGUUCUGCUUAUUUUCCCUAAAUUCAACCAGUCUGACUUAGGUGAAAUUAAAAUUUUUUUUUGCCCUCAGUCAAAAUUGUUUUCUCUCUGUUCUCACAAAUCUUUGUUUUAUAACAUUAAACAGCAUUUACCUUAGAGUUUUUUAUAUCAUAUCUAUGGCUAUCUCUUUGACUAUAUUGUAAGCUUUUUGAAAGCAGAAUUUGUGUUAAUCACUUUUGUUUCUUUGACAAUGUAAUACGCACUUAAUAAAUGUCUGGAUGAAUAUCUUG